AUGUCAGAGGGACAAGAAACUAAUAAACUGGAGGCUUCGUUAAGCCAUGCGGCAUCUUCAGUUAAGUUGCAGUCGAUCGUAUUGGAUGAUAAUCAUGAUAAUUUAUGUGGUAUCUGUUUUACCGAGAUUCAUCCCACUGAAAAUCCACGCGGCCGACUGAAUUCAUGCGAUCAUAAGUUUUGCUCGUGUUGCAUAAAAGAAUGGGCUAAAAUGACUAAUGUAUGCCCGGCCUGCAAGGCGCGCUUUACACGUAUUCUUACCGUCACCUCUGCAGGUAACGAGGAGGUUACUAAAGUUCGAAAAAGGAACUACAAGGCUUGGCUCGAAGAGGAUGAGGAGGGAGAAGAAGAAGGCGAAGGAGGAGUAGAAGAAUCUCUCGAGCUACAGCUCGAGAGAGCGGACGGCAAUAUCGCUCGUUUUUUGUCAGACUGCGAAGCUGGGAGCGACGACGAAGUGAUGCCGCCAAGCGCGUCUUCCACUCACAGCAGGACUAAUAUGGUCCGCUGUGAUGUAUGCCAGCAAUAUGAAAAUGCCUCUCGCAUCAUUUUCUGUGAUAGUCGCGAUUGUGUGUUUGCGGUGCACCUGGACUGCUUGGGAUUGAGUGAGCACCCGUUGACGUUUUUUUGCCCCACAUGCGCGAAGCGUCGGCGGUCCGACGGGGGUCAAAAUCCCAACCCGACCUUGAAGGAGAAGCGCAUGGAGGAUUCCACACCUCCGGCGCCGAUUUCCGUGGUGACCCCGUCGCGGACGGCGGUGGUUCCUCCUCCUUUACUCCCCCCCCAGCGGCGGCCGCAAGCCCUUCCUGGGAAUGCCCCCUCUCCCCGGGCCCCCCUCCCCAGGGCGACCCCACGACGGACGACCCCCUUAUCUCGGCCGCGGGCGCCCGUCGUGGAGCCUCCGGUUGACUUUUCCAAACCCUUCCCGCCCUCCACCCAACCCGGUUGGGGUCGGGGAUGGGAGGCCUUGGGCUCUGCCCUGCCCAGGGGCCGGCCGGCCGAGGAUGACCUCUACUUUCUUCGGCCCAACCCCCACGCCAUGCAGGCGACGAGGGAUUUCAUGAAACUCAGCGAGGCCCGCAGGUACGAAUCGGAGGUCCGACGGGACCGGAAGGCGGCCCAACAGCGUCGAGUCGCGGACGCGGAAGGCCCCUACCGGGGCUAUGCGAUUUCCCCAAUGGAAAGGGGGGGGUAUGAUGACCUUCUUCGAGGCUCCAAGCGGCGGCGGGAGGGAGGGGCUGUGGGGCCCUCGUUGGAGGAGCGGCAGCGGCGUCUGGAGGCCGCAGAGGCGGAGCUGCGGGAUCCCGCGCGGCGGGGGUGGAUCCUCGAGCGGAUGGCGCGUCGCUCCGCCGCGGGGUUGAUGCCCGUCCUCCGGCAGAAAGCCGUCGUGGCGGAAAGUCGACUGCGGUUGGAUGGGGCCGGGGAGGUCCGCCGCGGGGCGCCCACCUCAGAGCAGGCGGAGUUGCAGCGGGAGCAUGACCUGUGGGAGUCGGCGAUGGGGCAGGCGCGGGGAAUGGUGGCGGCAGAGCUCAAGCGAGAGGCUGCUUCACUUCGGGCACAGCGGGAGUCGUUGGUGCGGGCGCAGGCUCAACGUGAAGCCGCGGCGCUGGCGAAGCUCGCGCGGAUUAUCGCCUCGCAUCGGCGCCCCUCGGCACCUCAGUGA
Messenger RNA from Phytomonas sp. EM1, 1659 nucleotides. NCBI's taxonomy places the organism in Eukaryota, Euglenozoa, Kinetoplastea, Trypanosomatida, Trypanosomatidae. The record is from the annotation of a GenBank genome assembly.